Molecule: messenger RNA, 1518 nt
Organism: Paraphaeosphaeria sporulosa
Lineage: Eukaryota; Fungi; Ascomycota; Dothideomycetes; Pleosporales; Didymosphaeriaceae
Product: general substrate transporter
Exons: 4
Coding region: 1-1518 (505 amino acids)
Biological process (GO): transmembrane transport; carbohydrate transport
Cellular component (GO): membrane
Molecular function (GO): carbohydrate:proton symporter activity
Source: RefSeq, a predicted model, not a curated record
AUGGCGCUUCCUCCUAAGUGGUACCAGUUCCUUGUGGGUGUUUUCGCCUCCCUCGGAUCACUUCUCUUCGGUUAUGAUUUGGGUGUCAUUGCUCAAGUCGUCGCUUCGCCAUCGUUUGCCAAAGAAUUCAACAAUCCUAAAGCCAAUGAGACAGGCGCCGUGGUGUCCGUCUUCACGGGCGGCGCCUUUCUGGGAGCUGGAGUCGCUGGUGUCCUCGCUGAUAGGAUUGGUCGUCGCUUGACGAUCAUGAUCGGAGCCAUCAUCUUCUGCCUUGGUGGUGCGCUGCAAACGGGUGCCAUGGCGCUGUCAUACCUCUACUCCGGACGUGCUAUUGCAGGUCUUGGUGUCGGUGUGCUCACUAUGAUUAUUCCUCUUUACCAAGCCGAAUUGGCACAUCCUAGCAUUCGUGGUCGUAUAACGGCUCUCCAGCAAUUUAUGCUCGGCGUUGGCGCGCUCGCAGCCGCCUGGAUCUCCUACGGGACCUACACUGGAUUCGCCCCAGACGACAAUGGCCAAUGGAGAACUAGUCUGGGAAUCCAGAUCUUGCCGGCUGUCGUACUUGCCGCGCUGAUUCUGCUUUUCCCCGAAUCGCCCCGCUGGCUUAUCGACCAAGGCAAGACCGAGGAAGGGCUGCGAACCUUAGCCAAAUUGCACUCCCAUGGAAAUAUCGAUGAUGCGUGGGUGCGCGCCGAGUUCGACCAAAUCCAAGAAACGAUUACAUACGAGCAUGAGCAUGAGGCCUCGUCGAUUGGCGAGCUCUUCACGGACCGGUCUUCUUUCCGCCGUCUUUUCCUCGCAUGCGCCAUUCAGGCCUCUGUCCAGAUGACUGGUGUCUCGGCGAUUCAGUAUUACUCUCCUGCCAUUUACAAACUCAUGGGCAUUGCGACCAAUGAUACUUUGAAGUACCAAGCCAUCUCUUCCAUACUUGCCCUCAUCGCGCAGGCUACCUGCAUCCUCUUCAUCGAUCGCUUUGGUCGCCGCUGGCCGCUCAUCUGCGGUAACCUAUUCAACAUGGUAACGUUCAUCAUUGCCACUGUUCUGUUAGCGAAGUUCCCGCCUGGCGCAAACGACAACAAGUCCGCGGCUUGGGCAUUCAUCGUGAUUACCUGGCUUUACAAUGUCUCCUUCAGCGCUACCAAUGGCCCACUGUCUUGGAUCAUUCCCGCUGAAAUCUUCGACACCAAGACUCGUGCCUACGGUGUCAUGAUCGCCACUAUGACCUCGUUCGCGUUUAACACCAUGAUCGGACAGAUCACGCCCAUUGCCAUGGAGAACGUCGGCUACAAGUUCUACAUUCUCUUCGUCGUUGGUAACUUCACCAACGCUAUUUUCUUCUGGGCUUUCCUCCCAGAGACUGCCAAGCGCCCGCUCGAAGAGAUGAAGUACCUCUUCACCGAAGCGCCGCUCUUCGUGCCUGGCAUGAAGCGAGUCGAUUUCGAGACACACGAUCUCGAGCACAGGGUCCAAGAAGUGGAAGCCAAGCAGGGAUACUCUUCGCAUGUCGAAACUCGCGCUUAG